Brassica napus (rape) is the source of this 1287-nucleotide messenger RNA. Its product is annotated as WAT1-related protein At4g01440. Gene Ontology annotation, molecular function: transmembrane transporter activity. The coding region runs from base 74 to 1159 and encodes 361 amino acids. Gene Ontology annotation, cellular component: plasma membrane. The record is from RefSeq and is a predicted model, not a curated record. Lineage: Eukaryota; Viridiplantae; Streptophyta; Magnoliopsida; Brassicales; Brassicaceae. The transcript has 6 exons.
CAUCAAUCAAUCAUUCACACACAAAACCGCUUAGAGAGUGAGAGAGGUGAGAGUUAAGUACUAAUAAUUAAGAAUGAGUUACUGCGAUGGUAAAUGGACGCCUGUAACUAUUAUGAUUACCAUUAAUUCGGCGCUCGGUUUAGGUAAUGCUAUGGUGAAAAAGGUUCUCGAUGGUGGUUUUAAUCAUAUGGUUAUCGCAACAUAUCGGCUCGCUAUUUCUACCGUAUGUUUGGCACCCAUCGCAUUUUUCUGGGAACGGAAAACAAGACCGAAACUGACGCUCAACAUCUUGGUUCAGCUUUUCUUCAGUGCUCUUAUUGGGGCAAGUUUGACUCAAUAUUUCUUCCUAAUGGGGCUAUCGUACACAUCGGCUACGUUAGCAUGCGCCUUUAUUAGCAUGUCACCUGCGGUUACAUUCGUCAUGUCUUUAAUAUUCAGGGUAGAGAAGCUAAACAUAAAAAGCAAAGCAGGUGUAGGGAUGGUGAUGGGCACUUUGAUAUGCAUUGGAGGAGCUUUUAUACUAACAACGUACAAAGGUGUACCCUUGACAAAACUUCACAAACUAGAUCUAUUGACGAACAAUAAACCCGCAUUGAAACCCGAGAAAUGGAUCACCGGAUGUGUGCUUCUCUUCGCGGGUAGUAGCUGCUUCGGGUCGUGGAUGGUAAUACAAUCCAAAGUGAACGACAAAUACCCUUGUCAAUACUCAAGUACUGUUAUAUUAUCUUUCUUCGGUACCAUCCAAUGUGCCCUUUUAAGCCUCAUCAAAUCUAGAGAUAUCAAGGGUUGGAUUCUCACAGAUAAACUAGAUAUCAUGACCAUUAUUUAUGCAGGAGCGGUAGCACAAGGAAUAUGCACGGUGGGAACAUCAUGGUGCAUCAGAAAGAGAGGACCUACAUUUACUUCUGUUUUUACUCCGGUGGGGAUUAUCUUCGCAACCCUAUUUGAUUUCUCGAUCCUUCAUCUUCAAAUUUGUUUGGGAAGUGUUAUUGGAUCUGGGAUUGUGAUCUUCGGACUAUACAUAUUCUUGCUGGGAAAGGUCAAGCAAAUGAAGGGAGAUGGUGCAAAGAAGUUACCUUCUCAUUUUGGCGAAGAAGAAAGGGAAGAUGAUGAACAAUACAAAAAGGGUCAUCUUAUGGUUGUUCCAAUGACUCCUUGAUAUAUAUAAUCAGAAUUUUCUCGUUUGUUCCUCAAUUUGUACAUUUAUGUUUGAAAGUAUCAAUUUCAAACAUCAAAGCCAACCAAGGCUCUUAUCAAUUUGGUUCAAGAAAUUAGCUUUUUGAAUUC